AUGUCUUCACCGGUGUCCUCAGCGCCCUCACCGUCGAUAGUUGUGCAGCUCUACGACUACUUUUGGUCCCGAAGGGACCCUCGUACCGAGGGAUGGGGCGGCAUAGCGGACUCCAGGUUCGUGCUGCCAUUGCUGCUGGGCUACAUAUACUUCGUCAAGGUCGCCGGCCCGCUUUGGAUGAGGGACCGCAAGCCAUUCGAGCUGAAGUGGGCCGUGCUGACGUACAACAUAUUCACGGUGAUCGCGAAUGCAUAUUUCGCGGUGCGAGUGUUUCAGGUGGCGUACCUCUCGGGCCACUACAACGUGCUCUGCCAGGGCAUCGAGUACCACAACCCCAGCGAGAGGGACCUGGAGAUUAUGAGGUUAGUCUGGUGGUACUGUUUGGUUCGAGUCGCCGACUUCUUGGACACCCUAUUUUUCGUGUUGCGCAAGAAGAACUCGCAAAUUACGUUCCUGCACGUGUCUCAUCACGCGUUCAUCGUGUUCAGCGGAUGGUUUUACAUGAACUUCGGCACCGACGGGCAGCCGGACAUCGGAGUGAGCGUCAACGCAUUCGUGCACGUCAUCAUGUACUCGUACUACUUCCUCGCCGCCCUGGGUUCCUCGGUGCAGAAGUACCUGUGGUGGAAGCGAUAUCUUACCCAGCUGCAGAUUGUGCAGUUCAUCGGCCUCAAGAUGCACCUGUCGAUAACGCUAUUCUACGACUGCGGAUACCCGAGGUCUCUGGCCCUCUUCGCACUCAGCCAGGGUUUCUUCGGCCUUCUGCUGUUCAUAAACUUCUACGUCAGAAAUUACGUCCUCCGAAUGACACGAGGAAAAGAAGCUGGCGCCGUACGGAAACGUGACUAA
Molecule: messenger RNA, 849 nt
Organism: Dermacentor albipictus
Lineage: Eukaryota; Metazoa; Arthropoda; Arachnida; Ixodida; Ixodidae
Product: very long chain fatty acid elongase AAEL008004-like
Biological process (GO): fatty acid elongation, polyunsaturated fatty acid; sphingolipid biosynthetic process; very long-chain fatty acid biosynthetic process
Cellular component (GO): endoplasmic reticulum membrane
Molecular function (GO): fatty acid elongase activity
Source: RefSeq, a predicted model, not a curated record